AUGACUGGUGAUAACAAAAAGUAUUCUUACUAUUUGUGCUCAAUAGAGGAACCAACUGCAUCAUCAGGAAUGGAUCUAUAUUCCUUGGAUGGUCAAUCCGAUGAUCAGAUACCGACAUUCUUGAUCUUAUGUGCAGCUCUCUGUCGGUAUAAACUGCCGGGUCAGGCUGCCUGUCAAGGGUUCAAUGUUCGAUUUGAUUCAGGGAUGUGCGAGUUGUAUCGAUACCAAUCGGUUUAUUUUGCACAACAGUUCGGAUGUGUUUAUCACGCGUUGAAACCAGUAAAUAGAAAAGGCAUCGUUGUAACACCAGUAUAUCCCUACCAGCAUUUGCUCAACAAACCACCUCCACCUAAAAACAAACCAACACCAACUUUCACCUUUCUGGUUCAAAUAAAACUCAAGCCAGACUCAACUGCCUUCAACAAAUCUUGGUCUCAGUUCAAAGUCGGUUUUUCGGUUCCAAAUAUGUCGAUAUCAUCGAGCAGCACGUCGGAUAAUAACGAUUCCGGAGUUAAGGAUAAAAUGAGUGGCGGAUCUUGCGGUACUACAUCUUGGGAUGCGUAUUGGAUAGGUAAUGAGUUAUUGUACCAGCUGACGAACAAAUAUACAUGCAGCCUCCAUGUUUAUCUCUCCGUCAACGAUUCUGGAAGAGAGGAACUUUACUAUUCACAUUACGACCGCAUGGUUGUCGGGGGGCAGACUGUUAACUACCAAUUGAUCACUUUGAACUACUUCGGUGGAAACCUGAGCACAGCUUCUGGUCUCUCGUCCAGGGAGGGGAGGUACUUCUCGACGUAUGACGAUGACAACGAUCCAGACUCCAAUGUUAACUGUGCUCUCGCCUACACAGCAGGAUGGUGGUAUCAUCCAUCGCCUACAAGUUACGGAUCGUGCGGUUUUACGAAUUUCAACACCCAGUACCCAAACUUUCUGACGUACUCAAAUAGCGAGUCUUUCCAGCUGUUCAGCUCCCAAAUGUGGGUGCAAUGCUAUUAA
Messenger RNA from Helobdella robusta, 996 nucleotides. RefSeq lists its product as hypothetical. The record is from RefSeq and is a predicted model, not a curated record. Bases 1 to 996 code for a protein of 331 amino acids. Lineage: Eukaryota; Metazoa; Annelida; Clitellata; Rhynchobdellida; Glossiphoniidae. The transcript has 6 exons.